AUGCCCAGCUCACUUGCUCUCACAUCUGCAGGCAUUGUCGGAGCUUCUGCCUUAGCCGCUACAACCAUGGGCCUUUUUGGAGGAAACCAGAUGCCGGUCGACGGCAAGACCGUCCUGAUCACCGGCGCCUCUGAGGGCAUGGGCCGUUCGGCCGCCCGUCUGCUGGCCGCGCAGGGCGCCAACGUUAUUGUUGUGGCCCGGAACGUCGAGCGCCUGACCGAGACCGUGGCCGAGAUCAAGGUAGGUCCCCGUGGGUGA
Messenger RNA from Sporothrix schenckii 1099-18, 258 nucleotides. RefSeq lists its product as uncharacterized. The record is from RefSeq and is a predicted model, not a curated record. The transcript is spliced from 2 exons. Gene Ontology annotation, cellular component: membrane. Lineage: Eukaryota; Fungi; Ascomycota; Sordariomycetes; Ophiostomatales; Ophiostomataceae. The coding region runs from base 1 to 258 and encodes 85 amino acids.